Vitrella brassicaformis is the source of this 3184-nucleotide messenger RNA. The record is from the annotation of a GenBank genome assembly. NCBI's taxonomy places the organism in Eukaryota, Vitrellaceae.
AUCUGAUUGAGCGCUCACCACAUGGCCGGGAAAAAACAAAUGGCCGGUGGGGGGAAGGAGUCGUGGAGGCUACCUUUGCCGUGCGUUGAGACGUUCUCCAAGCUCUUUUUCACAAAGAAUCCGCCAGGUAAGAUCAGAAAACACAUACGGGAUGCCUCCCUCACUGUGCUUGCACUGGGUGGUGUGGCUGCAGCGGAGGAGCAGAUUAUUCUACUGCCGGAACCUGCUCCCGCCGCCAACACGGCCCAUCCCGCACCACCGCCAUCAUCAUCAGCAGCAGCGCCAGCAUCAGCAGCACCAGCAGCAGCAGCAGCAGGAGCAUCGACCUCCAGCUCAUCGGUGGCCGCAUGUGGCCCUGCGGUGAUCCUACCAGACCGGCAGGCUGACGGUAGGGGGAGUGGGCAGCGUCAGUAUGCACCCCACGGGUUCUUCACCAAUGCGUGGACGAGUCAGCCAGAGCAGCUGACGCUAGAGUUGGUAGAGACCGUUGACAACCAGCCCGUUACGCAGCCGCCGUACACCACCUACACACAUCCACACACGGAGAAGCGCCUCACAUGCUGUCCAUCUGUCUGUGUGCCCACCCACCCCCCCACAGAAUCUAUGCCAUAGACAACUUCCUACGAGAGGAGGUCAGUGCAGUGCAACCUUAUCCCAAACCAGCCAUGGGACCCUCCAGAGAGAGCAGGUCUGCCCUUCUGCUCGUGCGGGUAUGUGUGUGCAGGAGUUGGCGCACUUGGCCUUGUUUAUUGAGUUGAAGGAGCAGCAGUCCGGCGGGUUUAGGAGGAGCCUCACGGAGGACGACAGGGGCGUCCCAGAGGAGAUGCGCGAGCGAAGCUCGUCCAGCGUCAGGAUACCCAAGGCCGCCACCCACCUCGUUAGAAACAUCGAAAGGUGAGGCUGCCAUCAGCCAGUGAGGGGAGGGAGGAGGGGAGGGAAACACGGCACCACCUGGCCUCUCGUGUGUGUGUGUGUGUGUGUGUGCAGACGUGCUGCUGCUUGCUUCGGCCUGCCCGCAAGCCACGUCGAGCCGCUUCAGAUCGUGCGCUACCAACGGGGCGAGGUAACCUAAGAGUGUGGCCACAGUGAUACACGAAUUACAUCGAGGCCGUCCAUCCAUCCAUCCAUCCAUCCAUCAUUGCAGGAGUAUCGUGUCCAUCACGACAUGGUGGAGCUGCACAAGAAGGGCCGCGGGUGGGGUGGCGUGUACCUCGACAGCCCGUCGGACGAGGAAAAGGCCAAGGGGGUCCGCGUGGGGACGAUACUAGUGGUGAGGCAGGAGAGGAACCUUGUGUUGGUGGAUGCAUAGUAUUCAUGGUGUGGUGUGGUGUGUUGUGUGAUGUGCUGCCUGCAGUAUCUGCACAGCCUGGAUAACGGCGUGGGGGGCUGUACGCAUUUCCCCUUGCCCCAAGGCGGACUGGAUUUCACGCCUGUGCGGGGCCUGGCUAUCAUGUGGAGCAACAUCAAGGACGCCGACCUCACACCAGGUGGGCGGGGCGGGGUGGGUGAGUGACGAAGGAAGCAGCAAAGACAGGCAGGCAGCACACACUCGAGUGACACGACAGACAGAGGGAGAUAUCAUUCUCUGUCUGUCGCUUGUUCAGACCUUCGGACGGCGCACGAGGGGAAGAAGAUACUCCGCAGUGGCUGCAAGUACGGACAGACGAAUGGGAUGGGGGCACACAGAACAGACGCACACAAUUAGACGCACCGCACCGCACAGGCAGGCAAGUUGGUUCUCUCGACGUGCGUGUGCGUAUGUGUGUGGCAGUAAGUACGCCCUCAACAUUUGGGUCAGCAACGUCCCCGAUACGAGCAAGCCCAACGCACUACAGAGGAAGGCCACGCAGCUCCACAACCUCCUCGGCAAAGUACCCUACCCCUCCACAGAGUGAGAGAGAGAUGGAAUGGCACCAAUCAAACCGACACGACACGGCAGAAAGUCGGGACACACACGUGCACGUGAUGAUCAUGAUCGCUUCCCUCCCUCCCUCAGGCCUCUGCAUCUUGCGAAGGCCCACACUCUGCCCCCCCUGCGCAGAGACGCGAAGGGCACGCCACUGGAGGACCCCUGUCCUGGCAACGAGCCCAUAUGUGUGCUGUGCGGUCGGGGCGACGAGUGGGACGUCAACCAGCCCGGCAUCCUCCUCGCCAACACGGAUGCAUCGGAUGGGGCGGCGAGGGCUGUCGAGCCAUCGAGGGCGCGAGAGCCGCACGAGAACAGGCUGAUCAUCUGCUGUAGCGCCAUGUGUCGGCGGGCCGUGCACGACUUUCCGUGUCUGGCCAACUAUCGGAAGCGGAUUGCGGCCUCGGCCAGCAGUAGCAGCGCCAGUCGAUCGCACACCGCCCAGGGUAGGAACAAAAGGCAGACAGCGGCACAAGACGAAGCAUUCGGUCCCUCCCUCUGAUCUGUCUGUCUGUCUGUUUCUGGGUUGGGUUUGUUUGUUUCUGCAGCCCCAUGGCUCUGUUUCGAGUGUGAGGACGACGCGGAUCGUCGUGUGCCCAGUGACGACCACGGCGAUGCCCCCGGGCAGCAGCCGCGGCAACGGCGGAUGAAGAGGACCCGGGACUCGCCCAGCGAUGAGCCGGCGCGAAACCUCACCCGGCGUCAGCAGAGACUCGCCGAAAGGCCGAGGAUGGAGGAGCUGGGACCCAUCAUGCCGCCGUCGCCCCUACGUGCGCCAACGCAGGCCGGCACCCCUCCAGUAACCCCAGAGCACAGCCCUCGGCAAGGUGGAGAGCCACCGGCAGCAGCAGCAGCAGCAGCUGGUAGUGGGGGGGGUGGGGAUAGGUGGCGACUGGUGCCCAAGAAACCGACGAGGGCAGACCUGCGUCGGUUGUUCCCGUCUGUGUUUGAGCCAGGGGUGGACGUGGGCACCCAGGCUGACCUGGGCAGCGAUGGCGACUUCCGCAGCUGCCGUGAGGACCAGUCAGUCGCCGACGAGGGUCAGCAUAUUGAGACCGACCUGACGGAGAUGAAGGACGCGUAGAUCCAUGGCAUGUAUAUAGGACACGGCAACUACAUAUUCGUGUAGCUUCGUGUCCGGGCAAGUCUUGUGGGUGCUGCCUGCAAUGGUGGUCACCCCGUGUGUGUGCGUGCGCUUUGGACAGUCAGUAUAUGAUGGGAUGUACAUUAAUUAGAGGCUGAGAGACUCAUGUCAUGUGAGCGCUGGUUGACUGGUUG